AUGGCCCAACGUUCCCAUGUCCCUAAGUUUGGCGGCUGGGAUGACGAUAAUGUACCGUACACUGCCUAUUUUGAAAACGCACGCAAAGAGAAAUCCGGCGUGAGGAUGAACCCAAAUGAUCCUGAGGAGAAUCCAGAGGCUUUCAUGCAUGCCAGAGGAAGCAACAUGGAAGAUGAUGUUGAUUUCGCUUCCGGCUCCUACGAGGGAAUUACUGCCGAGAAACGCAACAGUGAGAGACUCAAAGGGCACAAUGCGCAUUGGAUAAGCCCUUCGGAUCAUCAAAACCUCAGAAGCAUCGCAUCAGAAUCAGGAAGUGAGAAAAGUAAUUCUGACCAUUCACUGUUGCAGGCUAAGAAGACUGGUUUGGCUGCUGAGGGAAAUAAAGCCUUGACUUCAUCAAGACAUUCUAGACUGAGAAGUGGAAGUACUCAUCCAUCUGAUCAUGAUGGUGAGCUGGACUUGGCACAGGCUAGGGAGGACUUUUGCUCUAUCGAGGAUAAUGCCCUUACGCUUCAAAUCUUCAACCUUCAAACAUUUACAGAAGAUUUACAGCAACUAGCAUCAGGUGAUGAGACGCCACCAGACAAGAAUGGGGCACAGUUGAGCAAUCCAGGCAAGCCUGUCAUGGCCACCAAAGCGAAGAAGCAAAGCACAGGCCGCCAAAAGAUUGAGAUAAAGAAAAUAACAAACAAAAGCUCCCUAGAAGUUACUUUCACAAAGCGUCGCAGUGGUCUUUUUAACAAGGCCAGUGAGCUGUGUGUCCUGACCGGAGCCGAGGCAGCAGUUGUUGUAUUCUCUCCGGGAAAGAAGGCCUUCGUUUUUGGUUAUCCCUCAGUCGACGCCGUUAUAGACCGCUACAUAAGGGAAAAUACAAACGAGGGAAGAUCAGUGAAUACAAGUACUGCUAGCCGAUGUGAUCGAGUGGUUCAGGAGAGCAGGGAGCAAUAUGUGGAGGCUCUUGCAAAGAAGGAGGAGGCAAAGAAGCGAGUGGAGAUGAUGAUGAAAGAAGGCGGGAAAGUUGGGUUUGGAUUGGAUAGGUUUUGGUGGGAUCUAAGCAUAGAAGAGAUGGGAUUGGAGGAGCUUGAGCAGUAUGUGGCUUCAAUGGAAGAGCUUAAAAAGAAUGUUGGUAUUAGGGUUGAUGAGUUGGAGAAGGCAAGCAACUCUCCUUCCAAAUUCUUCGCUUUGGAUUCUGGGCUCAAUGCGAUUCAUAGAUUUGGUGCAGAUGAAGGGAGAGGAGAAAUGGAGAUAGGAAAAACUGGAAUGAGUUCAUACUCAAAAGAGCAGCAGCAGAUCUACAAAGAAUGGUUCGAUUUAGCCGAUUCAGAUGGAGAUGGGCGUAUCACUGGAAAUGAUGCUACCAAGUUUUUCUCUAUGUCCAAUCUUUCUCGACAAGAACUCAAGCAAAUUUGGGCACUUGCGGAUUCUAAACGACAAGGGUUUUUAGGGUUUACAGAGUUCGUUACUGCUAUGCAGCUUGUUUCUCUGGCGCAAGCAGGGCAUGAAGUAACAUCAGAGACUAUUAAAACCGCAUCUAACAUGGAGGAUAUCAAGCUGCCAUCAUUGGAAGGCAUUGAUGCCUUACUAGUGAUGCCGCUCAAUGCAGUUACAUCCAUUAUAGAUGGCUUGAAAAGAUUGUAUACAGAAAAGCUGAAGCCAUUGGAAGUUGCAUAUCGUUUUAAUGAUUUUGUUUCCCCUGUAUUGAUGAACAGUGAUUUUGAUGCCAGACCUAUGGUUAUGCUUUUGGGUCAGUAUUCCACUGGGAAAACAACGUUCAUAAAACACUUGCUUAGAUGUAACUAUCCAGGAGCUCACAUUGGACCAGAGCCAACAACUGACAGAUUUGUUGUUGUAAUGUCUGGAUCUGAUGAAAGGAGCAUACCUGGGAACACUGUUGCUGUUCAGGCAGAUAUGCCAUUUAGUGGCCUAACAAGUUUUGGAGGAGCAUUCUUAUCAAAGUUUGAGUGUGCACAAAUGCCUCAUCCACUGCUAGAUGAAAUCACAAUUGUUGACACUCCUGGGGUUCUCUCUGGAGAAAAGCAACGAACACAAAGGAGUUAUGAUUUUACUGGUGUUAUAUCAUGGUUUGCAGCAAAAUGUGAUCUGAUUCUUCUUUUGUUUGAUCCUCAUAAACUUGAUAUUAGUGAUGAGUUUAAACGAGUAAUUGCAUCUUUAAGAGGCAAUGAUGACAAGAUACGUGUUGUGUUGAACAAGGCUGAUCAAGUUGACACCCAACAGUUGAUGAGAGUUUACGGGGCGCUCAUGUGGUCACUUGGAAAAGUUCUAAAUACCCCUGAAGUUUCGCGUGUUUAUAUUGGCUCAUUCAAUGACAAACCUAUUAAUGCAGAAACUGCCAGCCCAAUGUUCUGUGAUCUUUUUGAAAAAGAACAGAAUGACCUUCUCAUGGACUUGGUUGAUAUUCCUAAAAAAGCUUGUGAUCGUCGGAUUAAUGAGUUUGUAAAGCGUGCUAGAGCUGCCAAGAUCCAUGCCUACAUAAUUAGCCAUCUUAAGAAGGAGAUGCCUGCUAUAAUGGGCAAGGCUAAGACUCAACAACGGCUUAUCGAUAAUCUUGAAGAUGAAUUUGCAAAGGUCCAGAGGGAGUUUCAUUUACCAGCUGGAGAUUUUCCAAAUGUGGAACACUUCAAGGAAGUCUUGAAUGGUUACAACAUUGACAAAUUUGAGAAACUGAAGCCUAAGAUGAUACAAGCUGUUGAUGAUAUGCUUGGCUAUGAAAUCCCAGAGCUCUUGAAAGGUUUUAGGAAUCCUUAUGCAUAA
Molecule: messenger RNA, 2772 nt
Organism: Dovyalis caffra
Lineage: Eukaryota; Viridiplantae; Streptophyta; Magnoliopsida; Malpighiales; Salicaceae
Source: the annotation of a GenBank genome assembly